This is a messenger RNA of Trichophyton benhamiae CBS 112371, 1392 nucleotides long. RefSeq names its product Rab geranylgeranyltransferase, beta subunit. Gene Ontology annotation, biological process: protein farnesylation. Gene Ontology annotation, molecular function: protein farnesyltransferase activity. The transcript has 5 exons. The coding region runs from base 1 to 1392 and encodes 463 amino acids. NCBI's taxonomy places the organism in Eukaryota, Fungi, Ascomycota, Eurotiomycetes, Onygenales, Arthrodermataceae. Gene Ontology annotation, cellular component: protein farnesyltransferase complex. The record is from RefSeq and is a predicted model, not a curated record.
AUGCCGACUAGAAGAGUCGUCUUCCCUUCGUCUAUAACCAGCGCCAAAAGGACCAUCGAGAAGAAACAGAAGAAGAAGCAGAAAAAGCAAAAGAUGGCUAUACCCUCCCUCUUCGCCACGCAGCCGCCGCUCCUCGACUCGCUGCAGACAGACACCUCCCGCUCCCAGGCAGAGGUGGUCGGCAGAUGCAUCCCCUUUCUGCGCGGCGAGGAGACCGGCCUGCCCCUCAACAGGCACGGCGUCCAGUCGCUGGCCAGAGAACUGCAUGUAGAGUACCUGCUGGAUGCCCUGGGGGAGUACCCGGGGCGCUUUGUCGGGCUGGACGCGAGCAGGCCGUGGAUGGUCUACUGGGCGCUGACAGGGCUGGCCCUGCUGGGGGAGGACGUCAGUCUUUUUAGAGAGAGUGUAUUUGUUGAUGAUGAUGGUAGGCUGGUUGCUACUGCGGCGCCGAUGCAGAGUGGUUCAGGGGGUUUUGGCGGCGGACAUGGACAGACGGCCCAUUGUGCCUCCUCGUAUGCCAUUACCCUCAGCCUGGCCAUGUUGGAGAUGGCUGGGUCAGCUCAAGCAGGCGGACGGCGGGUUUCAGGUCAGCGUCGGAGGCGAGCAGGAUGUCCGGUCAGUCUAUCUUCUUCUUCUUCUUCUUCUUCUUCUUACUUUCACAUAAGUGAGUUUUCUAACUUCUUCAGAGGAGCGUACUGCGCUAUGGUAAUGAUUGCCCUGCUGGAUCUCCCGCUGGAGUUGCCACUCGAUGCUCCUGCGCGCAAGGCCGGCCUCACCCUCUUCACCACCGGCCUGCCAGAGUACCUCGCUAGAUGUACAUCUCUCUCUCUCUCUCUUACUUUGAGUCUUAUUAGGUACAUUGAUCUGCCGUCGCUGAUAUCAUGGCUCUCGGCUCGCCAGUACGCUCCCGAAGGCGGCUUCUCAGGCAGAACCAACAAGCUCGUCGACGGCUGCUACAGUCACUGGGUCGGCGGAUGCUGGCCCCUGAUCCAGCAGGCCUUGUCUGACCCAACUUCAGACUCCGAGUCCGAGUCGGACUGCGAACCCCUUUCCGCCCUCUACAGUCGCGAGGGCUUGACCAGAUAUAUCCUCAACUGCUGCCAGUCGCAGCACGGCGGCCUGCGAGACAAGCCGGGGAAUGUCCAGCACAGACAUGUCAAUGUCAACUCCAGCACCAGCACUAGCAUCGAUGCAAGCAGUGGCAGUGGCUCCCUCGACGCUGCGUUCGGAUGGAGGUCUUCUCCCCUCUCGAUCAACAACGACGCUGCGGCUGCCGACACGGUGUAUGAGGCUAGAGACCGGCUGGCGGCACUGCACCCUCUUUUCGUCAUUCCGCAUGCUGCUGUCGACGCCAUUCAUUCAUGGUGCAGAGCCAAUCCCAUCUCCAUCUAA